CCGCCCACCUCCGCAGACAGACGCCUCUCCUCUGUUUACCUCCCAGCCGCGCGCUGCUCCACAGUGGCCGGCUGGACGCGCAGCGCCUUCCCGCAGCCUCGCCUUGCUUUGCCCGCUCCGGGUGCGAAAAUCGCCCUCGCGUGGAUCCUCGCCGCGGCAGCAGAAAAGAUGAAUAAGGACGUGAUGUCCCGCGUGGAGAAGAAGAGGUUGGCCGAUCCCAAGGUGGUCCAGUACGUGUGGGCCGCCAUCGAGGUCGUUCGCAACCAGAAGCAAAUCGCCAACAUGGACCGCAUUUCCAAGUACCUGAGCCGAGUUUACGGCAUGCACCCGAAGGAGACAGCCCGCCAGCUGAGCCUGGCCGUCAAGGAUGGCCUGGUGGUGGAGACGCUGACGGUGGGCUGCAAAGGCUCCAAGGCGGGCAUCGAGCAGGAGGGCUACUGGUUGCCCGGAGACGAAAUGGAGCCUCAAGCGGAGGGAAGCAAGGAGUGGGAGGCCGAGAGCCACGACUGGUACUGCUUCCAGUGCCACCUGCCAGGCGACGUGCUGUCCUGCGACGACUGUUUCCGCGUCUUCCAUCUCAAAUGUCUGUCGGAGGACGGACGGACCCGCGACGCCACCGCCGCCGUCGGGCCCCACUGGCAGUGCGUCUUCUGCAGGGGGAGUAAGAAGAAGAACCUCAGCAAACAGGAGAUGUGCAAAUAUCUGCGCUUCAUUGUCCAGCGCAUGAAGGAGAGGGCAGUGGACCUGAACAAGAAAGGCAAAGACACCAAGCAUCCCAUGUACAGACGCCUCAUCCACACCGCGCUGGACGUCACCGACAUCCAGGAGAAUCUGACGGAGGGCAAGUACAAGAACUUUGAGGAGUUCAAAGCCGACGCCCAGCUGAUUGUUCACAACACGGCCAUCUUGUAUGGAGUGCACAGCGACCAGGCGGAGAUGGCCCGUCUCCUCUUUAGCGACACCUGCCACGAGCUCAAUGAGUUACUGCUGUGCAAGAACUGUUUCUACCUGUCCAACGCCCGGCCCGACAACUGGUUCUGUUACCCCUGCACUCCGACUCAUGACCUGGUGUGGGCCAAGAUGAAAGGUUUUGGCUACUGGCCGGCCAAAGUGCUGCAGAGAGAAGACAACCAGGUGGACGUGCGCUUCUUCGGCCACCAGCACCAAAGGGCGUGGAUUCCCUCGGACAACAUCCAGGACAUCAAGGUCAGCGUGCAGCAGCUGCAGAUCAAGCGCAGCAGCGGCUGGAAGAAAGCCUGCGACGAGCUGGAGGUCUACCAGCGCUUCCUCAAAGAGGGGCGAUUCUGGAAAAGCAAGCUGGAGGAAGGCGGCGGCAGUGGCGGCAGCAGUGGCGGCGGCAGUGGCGGCCAGAGUCCGAGCUCGAGGAAGUCACCCAAAGACGGCGGCCAGCGGAUGGACAGGACGGCGAGGACGGCCAAGAUGGAAAAAGCGCCCACGGACACGUUGGACAGGAUGCGUGACUGCAAGCGCCCGGAGAGGAGCGAUGAAGCCGAGUCCAGCAUCUCGUCCACCAGCAACGAGCAGGUCCGUCAGAUGAAAGGCGGCCAGGAGCCCAAAGCUAAGAAAAGCCGGCGGACGCUGCAGGUGGAGCCCAAAGAAGAAGCCAGUGACCCCGAACCCGAAAUGGAGGCAGUGAGCUCCAGCCAGGAGAUCACGGUGGCGUGUGCACUGCCACCGCCGCCCGAGAAGCAGUCGGUGUCCACACAGACCAAGAAGGCCGGCGGCGGUGGGGGGUCGCCGCGCACGCUCCACCGCGGCACGCAGACCAGCUCGGACGCCGCCGCCUGUCACAACAUGUGUCACGAAAAGUACACCAAGGUCUUCAACGACGUCAAGGAGAAGAUGAGGGCCGACAACAAGCGCGAGACUGAACGACUGGUCCGGGAAGCUCUGGAGAAGCUGCGCGGUGAGAUGGAAGAGGAGAAGCAGGAGGCGGUGAGCGAGGCCCUGGGCGGCGCUCAGGCCGAGCUGGAGCGCAAGUGCAAGCAGGUGAAGGACAAGUGCAAAGAGGAGCUGUUGGACGAGGUCAAGAAGCUGGUGGCGCAGCACAAGCAGCUCGUCUCGCAGACCAAGAAGAAGCAGUGGUGCUACAACUGCGAGGAGGAGGCCAUGUACCACUGCUGCUGGAACACGUCGUACUGCUCCAUCAAAUGCCAGCAGGAGCACUGGCACGCCGACCACAAGCGCACCUGCCGCAGGAAGAGAUGAAAAGCGUCCCGCUCGCCCGCCCGCCCGCCCGCCCGCCCGCUCAGCUCCUCCAUCUCCUUCGUCAUCGUCAGUCAGUCAGUGUCUGCAGCGCGCGCACGUUUUGCCUUCCUUUGAUGUGUUUCAACUUUUUUAACAUUUUAUAUUAUUUAAUGUUCCGUUUUAAUGAUUUUGUCUCUGCGCCGCCCAAUGGUAUUUAAGCGUGCGUGCCAUUUUUUAUAGCGCAGCAAGCGUAAACGCUGUUUUCCUGGAACCAAAAGGCGAGGGGCCGGAAAAAAGGCAAAACGACUCGCCAAUGCCCGACGCGGGCAGGCUUCUUUUGUCCAAUCAAUCUUUUCUACCUAAAAUUGCUCGCUCAUUGCGAGCAGGGUCGUUGCUGACGAAACAAAUCCUCCCUUCUUGCUUUGAAUUCUGCACAUUGCUUGACAACACUAAAUUGAGAGCAAAAUGUCUGGUUUUCAAUUUGAACUACAAAGCAAGUGCAAACGGGGCCGUUUUUAGUCCAAUGAAACCAAGAUUGGAAUCACAAACCAGGCUCGUCGAGGCAGAUGAGCACGUCCAUGCGGUCUGCAGGUGGCGACGUAAGCCUGUUAUUAGCCCCUCCCCCUUUUUGGGGGGAAGAAGGCAAGCUGAACAGAGGGAAAGUCAUGCAACUGUUUUUGUCGUUGUUGUCUUCAUGCAGACCGGCUGCAAUACAGGCCGGGCCAAUACACCACAUGUAUAUAUACUUUACAUGAGCACCUCCUCCUGACUUUGACCUUUCUGUAGCUAUUGGCAAGGCUUCUCAAACUGGGCUAGCAGGAGUUGAAAAAGUCAAGAAUGAGGCCUGAGCCGAAUGAAUCAAAUGACUAAAAUGACGUCUUUAGCAAGUGGACUUUAGGGGGGAUUGAAUAUUUGACAGCUGGACACUUCACAACCCCCGGGCCGCACACGAAAGAAUAAAUAACUUGCAAUUUUUUUACACCUGGGUGACGUGUAUAUAACAUGAAUGUCAUUAUGCUGUAAUGUGAACAAUAUAGGAAUGGACCCAUUUUUGCCUCUUUUAAAGGAGGAGCCUCAUUUGGCCCAUUACAUCGGCCGGUCCACUCACAGCUCAGCUUGCUAACGUCACGUGAAGCCAAUGCCCAAAUUAGGAGCCCCGCUUAGGUGCGGCCGUCACCUCGAGCCCGUCCGGGUGCACGAGGCCAAAUACCAAAAUCCCCCAACCCGCCAGGACGGAUAAAACAGGUUGAUUUUACCGCUUUGUUCAUAUUUUACAAGCGCGGUGUGAAUCAGAAUGUCGUGUUUAGACUGGUGGGGUCGCAUAGAUGGAAAGUUUGAGGCCCCUCGCCACCUUCAUCAUCUUUAUCUAUGUAUCAUUCCAGUGUGCAUAUGCAUGACUUGUUCUUUCUGUUUGUCGUCAACACUUGCGCAAUCUCCUCAAGACUCAUCAUCAUCAUCAAAAACAAAGUUGCUCUCCGCAGAAAAGGUUGCAAAGCCUGUCCGUGACUUCAUGCUCCAAAAUCAAUUUGGGCUUUUUGAUGCUCUAGCUGGCUAGCAAUAUGUAUAUAAAUCUGUUCUACAUGCUAACAUGGAGGAAAUAAAUGUAUCGACAAGUUACACACCA
This is a messenger RNA of Syngnathus acus (greater pipefish), 3832 nucleotides long. RefSeq names its product zinc finger, MYND-type containing 11 (gene zmynd11). Gene Ontology annotation, biological process: regulation of transcription elongation by RNA polymerase II. Bases 169 to 2229 code for a protein of 686 amino acids. Lineage: Eukaryota; Metazoa; Chordata; Actinopteri; Syngnathiformes; Syngnathidae. Gene Ontology annotation, molecular function: protein binding; transcription corepressor activity; DNA binding. The record is from RefSeq and is a predicted model, not a curated record. The transcript has 16 exons.